Messenger RNA from Bufo gargarizans (Asiatic toad), 3342 nucleotides. RefSeq names its product ATP binding cassette subfamily F member 1 (gene ABCF1). The transcript has 33 exons. Gene Ontology annotation, molecular function: ATP binding; ATP hydrolysis activity. The record is from RefSeq and is a predicted model, not a curated record. NCBI's taxonomy places the organism in Eukaryota, Metazoa, Chordata, Amphibia, Anura, Bufonidae. The coding region runs from base 153 to 3161 and encodes 1002 amino acids.
AGGGUUAGCAGGGGGCCGGGCUACUGGACAGGCUCUGUUCGCCGGUCGGUAGAUUGGGCUGCGCCACGUGAGUAAGCGGGUUUUGUCCUGACAUCACGGGAGGGCAGUGACGUCAUUUCCACGAGGGUUCCUAAAAUUUUGACGUCGUUAAGAUGCCCAGGAAGCAGGAUUUGGAAGACGAGGAGGAACAGGGGAAGGAGACCGAUAAGGUCGUGAAGAAAGGAAAGAAAGACAAGAAGGGAAAGAAAUCGUUUUUCGAGGAGUUGUCAGCAGAUAAUAAACAGGCACAAGAGGAGGAAGCUGCCAAGGAGCGAGAGAAGGAACAGCAGCUGCAGCAGCAAAAGAAGAAAGAGAAAAAGAAGAAGGACCGGUGGAAACAGAAGGGAGGUGAUGAUGAUGAGGAGGACGAAGAGCGGGAGAUCGCCGAGAAGCUGAAGAAACUGUCAGUGCAGCCCAGUGAUGAAGAGGAAGAUCCAGAGCCUGCCCCCCGACAUGGUAAAAAACAACCCUCAGGGAGAAAUAUUUUUGCGGCCCUUGGUGAUGAGGACAGUGAAGAGGAGGAGGAGGAGGAGGAAGAGGAGGAGGAGCAGACGACAAAGAAAAAUAAAGGCAAGAAAGUAAAGGAAGAAGAGAAAAAAACUAAUAAAAAGGGAAAGAAAAACGAAACCAGCAAGCAGAAGCCACCCAGCGAAGAAAGUGAGGAGGAACUGCCGAAGGAGAAAUCUAAAGGCAAAAAACCCCCGCCCAAGGCUCCUGAACUCAGCGACGAAGAAGAGAAGAAACCGAAUAAAAAAGGAAAGAAAAAUGAAACCAGCAAGCAGAAGCCACCGAGCGAAGAAAGUGAGGAGGAACUGCCGAAGGAGAAAUCUAAUGGCAAAAAACCUCCGCCCAAGGCUCCUGAACUCAAUGACGAAGAGAAGAAACCGAAUAAAAAAGGAAAGAAAAAUGAAACCAGCAAGCAGAAGCCGCCCAGUGAAGAAAGUAAGGAAGAACUGCCGAAGGAGACAUCUAAAGGCAAAAAACCCCCGCCCAAGGCUCCCGAUCUCGGCGACGAAGAAGAGAAGAAACCGAAUAAAAAAGGAAAGAAAAAUGAAACCAGAAAGCAGAAGCCGCCCAGUGUAGAAAGUGAGGAGGAACUGCCGAAGGAGAAAUCAAAAGGCAAAAAGCCUCCGCCCAAAGCUCCGGAUCUCAGCGAUGAAGAGGAGAAGAAACCGAAGAAGGGCAAUAAGAAGCCAAAACCACCCCAGAAUCGUUUUGUUGCACUGGAGGAUGACGACUAUGAUAUGGGAAGUGCUGGAUCUGAAGACAAGUCAGCUGAUGAGGAAGGUGACGGAGAAGAAAAGCCUGCAGCGCCUGAGGAUCCUUUUGCCAACAUGAGUAAGAAGGAGAAGAAGAAAAUGAAGAAACAGAUGGAUUAUGAGAAACAGGUGGCCACCAUGAAGAAGGCAACAGCGGCAGAAAAUGACUUCUCUGUGUCACAAGCGGAGCUCUCGUCUCGUCAGGCCAUGCUGGAGAACGCCUCUGAUAUCAAGCUGGAGAAAUUCAGUAUUUCUGCCCACGGCAAAGAACUGUUUGUUAACGCAGACCUGUACGUGGUGGCGGGCCGUCGCUAUGGUUUAGUGGGGCCGAACGGGAAAGGGAAGACCACCCUCCUAAAACACAUUGCCAACCGGGCCCUGAACAUUCCCCCAAACAUUGACGUGUUGCUAUGUGAACAAGAGGUUGUGGCCGACGAAACCCCGGCCGUGCAGUCGGUUCUCAAAGCCGAUACAAAACGUCUCAAGUUGCUGGAACAGGAGAAGAAGCUGCAGGCCAGGCUGGAGAAGGGAGAUGACAGUGCAGCUGAGCGGCUGGAGAAGGUCUAUGAAGAGUUGCGAGCCACUGGGGCCGCCUCUGCUGAAGCCAAAGCUCGUAGGAUCUUGGCUGGUUUGGGUUUUACCCCAGAGAUGCAGGAUCGGGAGACCAAGAGAUUCAGUGGAGGCUGGAGGAUGAGAGUGUCACUCGCCAGGGCUCUCUUCAUGGAACCGACACUCCUCAUGUUGGAUGAACCAACAAAUCACUUGGAUCUCAAUGCCGUCAUCUGGCUGAACAAUUACCUCCAGGGCUGGAAGAAAACACUCCUCAUAGUCUCCCACGACCAGGGUUUUUUGGAUGAUGUGUGUACGGACAUAAUGCACCUGGACGGACAGAAGCUGUAUUAUUACCGGGGAAAUUACAUGACUUUUAAGAAGAUGUAUAAGCAGAAACAGAAGGAGAUGCAGAAACAGUAUGACAAGCAGGAGAAGAAACUAAAGGACUUAAAAGCAGGAGGGAAAUCUGCCAAGCAGGCGGAGAAGCAGACAAAAGAAGCCUUAACGAGAAAGCAGCAGAAAUGUCGGAAGAAGAACGCAGACGAGGAGAGCAACGAAGCAGCCGAGUUACUAAAGAGACCAAAGGAAUACACCGUGAAGUUCACCUUCCCGAACCCCCCACCGCUCAGCCCCCCCAUUCUGGGUCUACAUGGGGUUGAUUUUGGAUAUUCUGGACAGAAGUUGCUGUUUAAGAACCUGGAAUUUGGCAUAGACAUGGACUCCAGAGUCUGUAUCGUUGGCCCGAAUGGUGUGGGGAAGAGUACUCUGCUCCUGCUGCUGACUGGUAAACUGACCCCUACCAAAGGAGAAAUGAGGAAAAAUCACCGACUGAAAAUUGGCUUCUUUAACCAGCAAUAUGCCGACCAGCUGAACAUGGAGGAGACGGCGACCGAGUACCUGCAGCGAAACUUCAACCUCCCGUAUCAGGAUGCCAGGAAGUGCUUGGGGAGGUUCGGCCUGGAGAGUCACGCGCACACGAUUCAGAUCUGCAAACUUUCAGGGGGGCAGAAGGCUCGAGUCGUCUUCGCCGAGUUAUGUUGUCGGGAACCCGAUGUCCUCAUUCUGGAUGAACCCACAAAUAACUUGGAUAUCGAAUCCAUUGAUGCUCUGGCUGAAGCGGUGAAUGAAUAUAAAGGAGCGGUGAUCAAUGUCAGCCACGAUGCUCGCCUCAUCACAGAGACAAACUGCCAUCUGUGGGUGGUAGAGGAUCAGACUGUCAACCAGAUUGAAGGCGACUUUGACGACUACAAGAGGGAAGUCUUGGAGAGCCUGGGUGAGGUCAUGGUCAACAAACCCAAAGAGAAGGAGUGACCGGUCACCUCCAGCGUGCCAUAACCAUCUGCCCACCUAUGGACCCCACUGUGGAGGAGAGAUGACGGGAGGAAGGGGCCCCACGUGGAGGAGAGAUGACGGCAGGGGAGCCCCUGCCGCUUUUUAAAUCUCAUUUUGCUGCCUUGUUAUGCAGAGAAGACAAAUAAAUAUUUAUAUAUUG